Apus apus (common swift) is the source of this 4182-nucleotide messenger RNA. It is a transcript of the gene NPEPPS, whose product is annotated as aminopeptidase puromycin sensitive. Gene Ontology annotation, biological process: proteolysis; peptide catabolic process. NCBI's taxonomy places the organism in Eukaryota, Metazoa, Chordata, Aves, Apodiformes, Apodidae. Gene Ontology annotation, cellular component: cytoplasm. The coding region runs from base 49 to 2679 and encodes 876 amino acids. The record is from RefSeq and is a predicted model, not a curated record. Gene Ontology annotation, molecular function: zinc ion binding; peptide binding; metalloaminopeptidase activity. The transcript is spliced from 23 exons.
GGGGCGCAGCCCCGCACCCCCCCCCGCUCCCCCGCCCGCCGCCCCGCCAUGCCGGAGAAGCGGCCCUUCGAGCGGCUGCCCGCCGAUGUGUCCCCCGUCAACUACGGGCUCUGCCUCAAGCCCGACCUCAUCGACUUCACCUUCGAGGGCAAGCUGGAGGCCGCCGUGCAGGUGAAACAGGCGACCAACCAAAUUGUGAUGAACUGUGCUGACAUUGACAUUAUCACAGCUUCCUAUGCGCCUGAAGGAGAUGAAGAGGUACAUGCCACAGGGUUCAACUAUCAAAAUGAGGAUGAAAAAGUUACUCUUUCCUUUCCCAGUACUCUUCAGAAAGGGACAGGGACACUAAAGAUAGACUUUGUAGGGGAGCUGAACGAUAAAAUGAAAGGGUUUUACCGAAGUAAAUACACCACCCCCACCGGAGACACACGCUAUGCUGCUGUCACUCAGUUUGAGGCUACUGAUGCUCGCAGAGCUUUCCCUUGCUGGGAUGAGCCUGCUAUCAAGGCAACAUUUGAUAUCUCUUUGGUGGUUCCUAAGGACAGAGUAGCUUUGUCAAAUAUGAACGUGGUGGACCGGAAGCCGUACCCGGACGACGAGAACCUGGUGGAAGUCAAGUUCGCUCGCACCCCCAUCAUGUCCACCUACCUGGUCGCCUUUGUGGUGGGAGAGUAUGACUUUGUGGAGGCCAGGUCCCUUGAUGGGGUCCUCGUGCGUGUCUACACUCCCGUGGGCAAAGCAGAACAAGGAAAGUUUGCAUUAGAGGUUGCUGCUAAAACUCUGCCUUUUUAUAAGGACUACUUCAAUGUUCCUUACCCUCUUCCUAAAAUUGAUCUCAUAGCUAUUGCAGACUUUGCUGCUGGUGCCAUGGAGAACUGGGGCCUUGUUACUUAUAGGGAGACUGCAUUGCUCAUUGACCCCAAAAAUUCCUGUUCUUCAUCUCGCCAGUGGGUUGCUCUGGUUGUAGGACAUGAGCUUGCUCAUCAGUGGUUUGGAAACCUUGUGACUAUGGAAUGGUGGACCCAUCUCUGGCUGAAUGAAGGAUUUGCCUCCUGGAUUGAGUACCUGUGUGUGGACCACUGCUUCCCAGAGUAUGAUAUCUGGACUCAGUUUGUUUCUGCUGAUUACACACGAGCUCAAGAGCUUGAUGCCUUAGACAACAGUCAUCCCAUUGAAGUUAGUGUUGGCCAUCCCUCUGAAGUAGAUGAAAUAUUUGAUGCUAUUUCUUACAGCAAGGGAGCAUCUGUGAUCCGAAUGCUACACGACUACAUUGGGGAUGAGGACUUCAGGAAAGGAAUGAAUUUAUAUCUAACGAAGUUCCAGCAGAAGAAUGCUGCAACAGAGGACCUUUGGGACAGCCUGGAAAAAGCUAGUGGAAAACCUAUUGCUGCUGUGAUGAACACAUGGACCAAACAAAUGGGAUUUCCACUCAUUUAUGUGGAAGCUGAACAGCAAGAUGAUGACAAAGUGUUGAAGUUAGUCCAGAAGAAAUUCUGUGCCAGUGGACCAUAUACUGGGGAGGAUUUCCCCAUGUGGAUGGUCCCCAUCAGUAUUUGUACAAGUGAUGACCCCACCCGUGCCAAAAUGCAAAUAUUGAUGGACAAACCAGAGCUUACCUUGGUCUUGAAAGAUGUCAAACCAGAGCAGUGGGUGAAGUUAAACCUGGGAACAGUCGGGUUUUACCGUACUCAGUACAGCCCUGACAUGCUGGAGAGUUUAAUACCAGCCAUCAAAGACCUCUCCCUACCCCCCGUGGACAGGCUUGGCCUGCAGAAUGAUCUUUUCUCUCUGGCCCGAGCUGGAAUCAUUAGCACUGUAGAGGUUCUAAAAGUCAUGGAAGCUUUUGUGAAUGAGCCCAAUUAUACUGUGUGGAGCGACCUCAGCUGUAACCUGGGAAUUCUCUCAACUCUCUUGUCCCACACAGACUUCUAUGAGGAGAUCCAGGUGUUCGUGAAAGAUGUCUUUUCACCCAUAGGGGAGAGACUGGGAUGGGACCCCAAACCUGGAGAGGGUCAUCUAGAUGCCCUUCUGAGAGGUCUGGUCUUGGGCAAACUGGGAAAAGCUGGGCACAAGGCAACAUUAGAAGAAGCCCGACGCCGAUUUAAGGAUCAUGUGGAAGGAAAACAUGUGCUCUCAGCUGACCUGAGGAGUCCUGUAUAUGUAACUGUUUUGAAGCAUGGAGAUAGUGCUACCCUAGACACUAUGCUGAAGCUUCACAAGCAAGCAGACAUGCAGGAGGAGAAGAACAGGAUUGAACGAGUUCUUGGAGCCAUCUCUCAACCAGAACUGAUUCAAAAAGUUCUCACCUUUGCACUUUCAGAAGAGGUACGUCCCCAGGACACGGUGUCUGUCAUUGGUGGAGUAGCUGGAGGCAGCAAGCAGGGCAGGAAAGCUGCUUGGAAAUUUGUAAGGGAUAAUUGGGAGGAACUUUAUAAUCGAUACCAAGGAGGAUUCUUAAUAUCCAGACUAAUAAAGCUAACAGUGGAUGGAUUUGCAAAUGAUAAAAUGGCUGCAGAAGUUAAGGCCUUCUUUGAGAGCCACCCGGCGCCCUCGGCCGAGCGCACGGUCCAGCAGUGCUGCGAGAACAUCCUGCUCAACUCGGCCUGGCUGAAGCGCGACGCCGACAACAUCCACCAGUUCUUCCUGCAGCGCAAGGUCCCCCCCCCGGCCACCGUGUGACCCUCUCCUUGUCACUGCUGCAGUCCUGCUGGCCUCAUGGGGAGAGAGAGAGAGAGAAAGGGAGAGAGAGGGAGGGAGAAAGAAAGAAAGAGAGGGAGAGGGAGGAGCUGCCCAACAGCUGAUUCAUACGCCAAGAAUUUGGAGUCUUUUUCUCAAACCAAUGGGGAUUGGACAAUGAAUGUAGUUAACUGGUUCCUGCUCACACUCCAGAUUGAAAUUCUAUUAAAAUUAUCAGCAAUUCAGCAACAAGGAAAGAAAAGAAAAAGAAAAAGGAAUUUAAAAAACAACAAAAAAAAAAGAGAGAAAAAAAAAAUGUGUAAAUAUGAUAGUAAUAAAAUAGAGCAUAACAAAACUGUGAAACUUCCUCCAGCCUUGUCAGUGGUUAAAAUAUUUAACACACCCCCCCUCCCCUCCUCCUGACACACUUAUUGACAGAUGUUCUGUUUUUUACACCCUCCCCCAGCCCUCCCAAAGAGAGGGGAAAAAAAAAAAAAAAACAAGAAGGAAAGGGGUGGUUUCUAGGGCAGUGGAAUUUUGUGGAGAGUCUGGGGCAGGAAUGGGCUGGUGCCUCUGAGCGUGGUGUGGGACAGGUCCCUGGGCAAGGCAGGCAGCUGGUGUCACAUAGAGUCUGUGCAUCCUUCUCAGUGCAAGGUUUUGGGGAGAUGUUCCUGCAAACCCCCCCCACCCCCAUCAUCCAAGGAUACUAGGUUCCCUCCCUCUUGUGUUACCUCUCAGCAAAAAAAAAGAAAAAGAAAAAAAAAAGAAAUAAAACCAAUGUUCUGUUGCUCCUCAGUUCUCCUCCUUGGGUUUCACUGCUGAUGUCCUUCUUGGAGAUAAUGGAAUCGUAAGGAAACACCUUCCGCAGCCACAUGAAAUGAGAGAGAUUCAUGCAAUGAUUAUUCUUUUUUAUUUUAUUCCCCUCCCCCCCCCCCUCUUUACUAAAUGACACCCUCAACAUGCAUGCAAAGCAGGAGGCACCUGCUGUGUGCCUGGUUCUCCUGGCUGCUCUUGGGGCAGGUCUCUCCUGCUCGAGACACCGUUAACGUGUCUGAAAAGGUCCAGCUUGUCCAGCCUCCUCCUGCCCGUAGCAACACUAGCUUUUUGUUCCUUUCUGUGAUGUUGAUGGUAAUUUGAUUCAGAAGCCUUAAAUUAGUGAUGACUGGCGUGAUGAUGAAGUCUAAGCUGUGUGCCAUCAUUUACUUCCCAAAGCAGCGUGGUCUACUAACCAGCCACAACACCCUCUAAUACAAAGGUUGGAGCUCCAGCUAUAUUUUUAUUAUUAUUAUUCUAUUCUUUUUUUUUUUUUCUUUAACAGGAAUUCAUAUUUGGUGUGGCUUUAACUGUAUUUCAGAAGGUCAUCAGACUAACUGUCAGAACUGCUUCCCUGAAACAUUUUUGUGCUAUUGUUUAAAAAAAAAAAAAAAAAGGAAAAAAGAAGGAAAAAAAAAUUAAUAAUAAUAAUUAAAAGAGUUGGCGUUAAUAAAAAUGUCAAUGUGAAGUUCA